UUCGACUGGCAACUGGAAUUGAGUCGACGAUCAUUUCCGUCUAGCGCCGAGACGAGCGAGGUCAGCAAGACAUGCAGCGGGCUAUUCCACUCUUUCCCGCGCUCUUUGCCUGCUUGCUUUGCAUCUCGGUGCUCGUUCAACUGGCCUUUGUGUUUGCGCCGCAGUCGCUCGACGCACCGUCGAAACUGCGCCGUGCGCAGCGCAUUGACGUCGUGCCGGCGCCUGCCAACUUGCAACUUGUACCGUCAUCUGCCGACUUGUCGGCGCCAACCGACCCGCAGCCUAUGCCGUCAUUUACCAACUCGCAGGCUUCACCGGCGCCUGCCGCCUCGCAGCUUGUGCCGUCAUCAACCAACGUGUUGGUGUCUCAAGCACCUACCGACUCGCAAGCUUCUCCAGCACCCACCGACUCGCAGGCUUCUCCAGCGCUUACGGACUCGCAGCUCGUGCUGUCAUUUCCCAACGUGUCGGUAUCUCUAACACCAGCCGACUCGCAGGCUUCUCGAGCGCCUACCGACUUGCCGGCACCUACAACCGACCCGCAGCCCGCCAACUCGCAGGCCUCUCCAGCACCUAUCGACGUGCUGCUGGUGUCGACAUUAAGCAACGUGCCGCCCGUGCGACCGCUUAACGACUCGGAGCUUGUGCCGUCAUCUACCAGAGUGCUGGUGUCACGAACGCCUACCAAAGCGCUGCAGGUGGUCGCGCCCCCCACCAACUUUAACCAAACCGCCUUUCAACGCGGCCAUGUCUCGCGCUUCCCACACGCGACGCGGGGCAUCGUCGUCUGCCUCUACGAGAAGAUUGCGGCCAUGGGUAUCUCGCUCAUCCAGGAUCUCCGGUUGCUCAACAACUCGCUGCCGAUUCAAGUCUACACUUGCCUUCGCUCGGAGCUGUCGGCCGCGACGCGGGCGCGCAUUCUGGCCGCCGACGUCCUCGACGCCAUCGAGAUUGUCGACGUGUGUCGGCUCUUGGUCAAGCACACGCCGUACUUGCGCCGUAUCCGGAACGCAAGAGCGUACCAGAGCUACUACAUCAAGAACGUUGCGCUAUUGCACACGCACUUUGACGACGUCAUGCUGCUGGACGCCGACGACAUCUUUUUGCGGAACCCCGACGUCCUCUGGGACACGCCGCCUUUCCAAUCGACCGGCACCCUCUUCUUUUACGACCGGCAGAUCGACUACACGCAGUUCUUCAACACGCCAUUGUCGUCCAACGAGACGGGGCUCCACAGCUUGUUUCGCGAGUUUCCCUACGCGCGCUUCAACUUGACGCGGCUUGAGCCGUCCGCGCAGCUGCGACAGUCCAAGGCGUGGCAGCACGCCACCGCGCAUGAGCAAGAUUCGUCGGUCGUGCUAGUGCGCAAGAGCCGCGUCGGACACACAAUGUUGCAAGUGCUUUGGCACCUCGUCCACGAGCUGCGGCGUGAACCCGCGUACGCUCGGUUUGGGUUGUCGUGGGGGGACAAGGAAUACUUUUGGCUGGCGUGCGCCUUGGCCAAUGCCUCGUACGCCUUCUCCGAGCACGCGGCCGCGGUCGUGUCCUUGCCCGACGACAUGGCGCUGCACAACGAGACGCUGUGCGGCAGCCUCGCGCACUACUUACCGGAAGCCAGUGCGACCCCGCCGCUGCUCUAUAUCAACGGCCAGUACAUUCUCACGCCACCGCGCCACCAAGGGAACCACAACCAGACGUCCAACAACACGGUUUGGUCCAGCGCCUCGUCGUGGGCGGCCAAAACGGAAGCACUCAUCGCAGCGAUUCCCGAGUACGUGACACCUCGCCACGCGGAGCGGACGUUUGAGCCACAUCGAGGCGGGCUCAAUGAUGCGUGCUUGAUUGGCCAAGGCGCCACGCGCAUCGACGCCGUCGGAUACCGCGAGAUUCUCAUUCGGCGCAUACAAAACACAAUGGCGGCCGCGCAAGAAUUAGACGGUAGCACAUGACGAAAUUUGAUUUAAACACACAUUUCCAACCUGAAGAUUAU
Messenger RNA from Saprolegnia diclina VS20, 1990 nucleotides. RefSeq lists its product as hypothetical. Gene Ontology annotation, molecular function: alpha-1,3-mannosyltransferase activity. Gene Ontology annotation, biological process: protein O-linked glycosylation. Lineage: Eukaryota; Oomycota; Saprolegniomycetes; Saprolegniales; Saprolegniaceae. The transcript is spliced from 2 exons. Gene Ontology annotation, cellular component: Golgi apparatus. The record is from RefSeq and is a predicted model, not a curated record. Bases 72 to 1949 code for a protein of 625 amino acids.